Molecule: messenger RNA, 720 nt
Organism: Charadrius vociferus (killdeer)
Lineage: Eukaryota; Metazoa; Chordata; Aves; Charadriiformes; Charadriidae
Gene: TFAP4
Product: transcription factor AP-4 (activating enhancer binding protein 4)
Exons: 6
Coding region: 1-720 (239 amino acids)
Biological process (GO): regulation of transcription by RNA polymerase II
Cellular component (GO): nucleus
Molecular function (GO): DNA-binding transcription factor activity, RNA polymerase II-specific; RNA polymerase II cis-regulatory region sequence-specific DNA binding; protein dimerization activity
Source: RefSeq, a predicted model, not a curated record
AUGUGCCUGGUUUUGGAAGUCAAUGGAUGCUUGGCCAACAUCCCGUUGACUCCGGAGACCCAGCGGGACCAGGAGCGUCGGAUACGCAGGGAAAUCGCCAACAGCAACGAGAGGCGGCGGAUGCAGAGCAUCAAUGCUGGCUUCCAGUCUCUGAAAACCCUCAUCCCACACACGGACGGGGAGAAGCUCAGCAAGGCUGCCAUUCUCCAGCAGACGGCUGAGUACAUCUUCUCCUUGGAGCAGGAGAAGACUCGGCUACUGCAGCAGAACACCCAGCUCAAGCGGUUCAUCCAGGAGUUCAGUGGCUCCUCCCCGAAACGGCGACGGGCAGAGGACAAAGACGAGGGGAUCGGCUCGCCGGACAUCCUCCUGCCAUCACACGCUCCCCCAGCGCCCACCCACCACCCCACCGUGAUCGUUCCAGCGCCGCCUCCCUCCCAUCACGUCACCGUGGUCACCAUGGGCCCGUCCUCGGUCAUCAACACAGUCUCCACGUCCCGGCAAAAUCUGGACACCAUCGUUCAGGCGAUCCAGCACAUCGAGGGGACGCAGGAGAAGCAGCUGCAGGAAGAGGAGCAGAGACGCGCCGUCAUCGUGACGCCGCGCCUGCCCUGCCCCGAGCCCUCCGCCUCCGACACCGCCUCCGACACCGAAGGCAACGACAGUGACUCCAUGGACCAGAGCAAAGAAGAACCCUCGGGGGACGGGGAACUGCCCUGA